Scheffersomyces coipomensis is the source of this 2007-nucleotide messenger RNA. RefSeq lists its product as uncharacterized. The record is from RefSeq and is a predicted model, not a curated record. Gene Ontology annotation, molecular function: protein binding. The coding region runs from base 1 to 2007 and encodes 668 amino acids. The transcript has a single exon. Lineage: Eukaryota; Fungi; Ascomycota; Pichiomycetes; Serinales; Debaryomycetaceae.
AUGGACUGUACUAUCAAUCUCAAUGCAAUCCAUCAACAUCAGCUGAGUGGAUUACAAACUGCUUGGUUAUUGGCUACUUUGGGCUCCAAAAUUUCAGCUAAAAAGAGCUUAAAAUCAGAUAUUCUCAAUCUCUCCAUUCCUCUGUUAUGUCAAGAAUUGAUCGAAUCAAACUCACACUUUCAGAUAAGAUAUUCAUCCAAUAUCUUAUAUGGAAUAUCAUUAGCCUAUAGAACCAAAGUCAAUUAUUGCCUUCAAGAUAUCACUUUUAUUAAAUCUCAAUUGUGUAAGGAGUUCCUCUCAUUUAAACUCAGUAACACAUCAUCAGUGUCAAAUCUUGAUCUUGAUCAACCAGAUAAAAAGAAACUAUCAGGUUCACAAUUGUUAUUGAAUAAUGAUCCAACCUUUGAUAUCAACUUUGAUUUAGUUCCUAUGAUAGAUUUUAUUAUUGAACAAGAGACCAAUGCUGGUGUCAAGAGAAGAAAAUUAGAUAUUAAAAGUUUAGAUCAAGAUGUGUUUCCUGAUUCAUUUGUUUUGAACAAUACUCAAUAUCUUAAUAGUACUACCAAUAACACCAAUGGAUUAUUCACCAGUUACAAUCAGACAAGUAUUACCCAUGAUGAAAUGCUUGAUGAUUUCUUAGAUAAAACUCUUCAAGUAAGUCAAGAUGGAAGUGAUAGUAGUAGUAAUUUAAGUUCAGAAUUUGACAUUGAAUUCGAUGAGGAAGGUCAAUUGAUUGAUAAAGCUAAACCAAUUGGAAUGGCUGGAGGUGGCCAAGAGAAUUAUAAUGAUUUCAUUGAUGAUUUUGAAAUUAACCAGCAACCAAUCUUAGAAGAAGUAGCUGAAGUUGACGAACAACAAACGAGAAGUAUCAGUAAUGAUGAGAAUUUCGCAAUCUCAAAUUCAGGUGAGUUGCAACAACAACAACAACUGCCACCACCAAAAGAACUUGAUACUUCACAAGCUAAAAGAGUCAAGACAACAAAUGCAAAGAAACAUAAACUCAUUACAGAUCCCAUUGAUCUCAUUAAAAUAUCGAGUACAUCUAUGAUAGAUUCAGUCAAUAAUUACGAAAUCAAUAUGUUGCAAACUACACCAAGAAGUGAUAUGGAACAAAGAAUGUUAUCAGAGAUUUGGUCAGUUUUGAACGACGAUUAUAAUAUUUCCCCAUAUUUGAGAUUUGUCAAUAGAAUAUCAUUAAGUAAUAAAUUAUUCCGUCAAUUUAAAGUUUUCCAAAAUGAAGGUCAAGAUGUUGAUUUAUCAAAUUCAUCAUUUUCGAUAAAUUCCAUGAUCAAAGAAGUGGCUAAUUUCAAACGAGUUGAGAAUUUAUUAAUCCCAGAUUUAGGUGAAAAUGAAAUUGGUAGAGAUGUACUUCGCCAGAAUGAAGAAUUAGAGAAUUCAAAUAACGAUUUUAAUGCUGAUAUUGAUGUUACGUUUAGCAAUCCCGAUGAAUUGAGAGAAGAGGAUGAUCACCCUCCUUCUGAAGACAUCUUUAAUAUCUCAUUCGGUAGUGAUGAUAGUUAUGCCAGAAGUUCAAGUAGAGUCGGUACCAAUGAACAAGUUAAUGAAGAAGUAGAUUUUGGAUUGACUGGUAGUCAAUUUUCCCGGUUUUUUGAUUUAUUAAAGCAACGUUGUGAAAAAUGGGGAAGAACAUAUUUAACCCAAGAUAACUAUAACUUUAACAAAAUUGAGAGUGCUACAUCUACUAAUUCCCAAACACUGAAUGAAGAAGCACAACAAGAAGAACCCGAAUUACAACCUCAGCAAUUGACUCGAUUAAAGUUUUGUGAAUUUAUUCCAAACUUAGAAUCAAGUAAAGAUCUACAUGAAGCUUCAGUUACAAGAAAAUUAGCCGCAAAUUCAUUUUCUAUUAUUCUUGCAUUAGCAACUAAAAAUGGUAUUGGGAUCAAUACGAUCAGCACUAGUUCCACCGUUGAAUCCGAUAUGGAAAAUGAUGAUUUUGACUUAAAUACAGGGAAUAAUAUUGAAUUAAUCGUGAAUUGCAAUUGA